Molecule: messenger RNA, 2350 nt
Organism: Pungitius pungitius (ninespine stickleback)
Lineage: Eukaryota; Metazoa; Chordata; Actinopteri; Perciformes; Gasterosteidae
Product: serine/threonine-protein kinase 35-like
Exons: 3
Coding region: 402-1595 (397 amino acids)
Biological process (GO): protein phosphorylation
Cellular component (GO): cytoplasm; nucleus
Molecular function (GO): protein kinase activity; ATP binding
Source: RefSeq, a predicted model, not a curated record
AAGGACUGUUUCAGGUUUCCAGAAUCAAGGCUACUGCCUCACCCUCUUUGUAAUUCCCAGAACUAAAUGUUUUUAACAUUUAAGGGGACAUUAUAUGUAACACAAACGCACGAGAUUAAUAAAAGCAUACACUACCCAGUUUAACGCCCCUGGACGUAGAUUAAGAUUUAUUUUGAAGGUCUUGACCGGAAACUGUUCGCUACGCGGUGGCCAUCGUGACUCCUCGUCCCAAUGCUAAACACUCCUACUUUUCACUGCUGAACCACUUCAUUGGACCCCGCCGAUAGGGACAGCGUGUGGACAUGUUCCUGAAUGUUUGACCCGUGAGGUGUCGGUGGGGACGUAUGGAGAAGUUGGACAUGUCCCUGGAUAUUUGACACGUGAGGUGUUGCUGGGGACGUAUGGAGAAAGUCGGGGCUGACAACUGGCGGAGACGCACGAGGAGCGCUCGAGCCAACCGCAAACAACAAACCGGCGACAAGGCCGACGAGUCCGACGUGCUCCGCAGCCUGAGCGCUGGCAACACGGAAGACGGCCAUGACAUGGAGGAGGACAUUGGCCAUUUCCAGCAGGACAAACUGGAGCGCAGGGUCACGGCGCCCCGCUACAGCCUGCUGCGGGAGGUAGGAAGGGGGACGUACGGCGUGGUGUACGAGGCGCUGGCGCGGCGGUCCGGGGCGAAAGUUGCCGUGAAGAAACUGCGAUGCGACGCGCCGGAGAACGUGGAGCUUGCCUUGCGGGAGUUUUGGGCGCUGGCGAGCCUGGAGAAACGGCACCAGAACGUGGUGCAGCUGGAGGAGUGCGUGCUGCAGAGGAACGGCAUGGCGCAGAAAAUGAGUCACGGCAACAAGCGGUCCAAACAGUACCUGCGCCUGGUGGAGACUUCGCUAAAAGGUGAGCGAGUCCUUGGUCCCCCAGAGGAGCCAUGUUACCUCUGGUUCAUCAUGGAGUUCUGUGAGGGUGGCGACCUCAACAAGUUCAUCCUGUCUCGACGCCCCGACCAGAAAACCAACAACAGCUUUAUGCUCCAAAUGACCAGCGCUGUGGCUUUUCUGCACAAAAACAACAUUGUCCACAGAGACCUGAAACCCGACAACAUCCUCAUCUCUGAGAAGUCGGGCACGCCGGUUCUCAAGGUGGCCGACUUCGGCCUGAGUAAAGUCUGCGCUGGGUUAGGAAACCCCAAAGAAGGCGACGACAAGCGCAAGAAUGUUAACGUGAACAAGUUUUGGUUGUCCUCGGCGUGCGGCUCAGACUUCUACAUGGCUCCUGAGGUGUGGGAGGGCCACUACACGGCCAAGGCCGACAUAUUUGCCCUAGGCAUCAUCAUUUGGGCCAUGUUGGAGAGAAUCACUUUCAUUGAUGCGGAGUCUAAGCGGGAGCUGUUGGGUUCCUACGUGAGGCAAGGCGUGGACAUAGUGCCGGUGGGCGAGGCGCUGCUAGACAAUCCAAAGAUGGUGCUGAACAUCCCACUAAGGCACAGGUCCGGCAUGUCGGAAGGAGUGAAGAAGCUGCUGCAGGACAUGCUUGCUGUCAACCCUCAAGACCGGCCCGACGCCUUUGAGCUGCAGGUCAGGGUGGACCAGGUCAUGUGAGCUACAUGAGCCUCUGCCAGGAGGCUUCACAGACUGCUGUUUCUACCGGGAUCUGCUACACGAAUGAAGCUUGCACUGCUUUGAUCCCUGGGCCUGGAGAAGCAAAGAAAAUGUACCGAUCCUGAUGUUUGGAUGCCGAAAUGUGAUUUCUUUCCAGACCGUUUACGAUGAAGUCUUCUGCCCAGCGUGACAGACAGCAGUCACAUUGCCCUGAAUAUCCCAAUACAGAGAGAAACCUCUGGUCUGCCGCUUAGCGUGGUACCAACACUGUGACAUUUCAGUUGUAUUUCCCAUGCUGACCUGUCCUCUGGUGGCCCAUUUCCUGUCACGUCGUAAACAACAUUGCCAUGUGUUGCCCCAGGGAGAGACCCUUUAACCGCUGUGUCUGCACUACUGUUAGUGGUUUACCUUGAACUACACUACAUGGGAGUCAUGUUUUUUUUUAGGUGGCAAUAUGUGUAAAUCUUCUGUCAUGAUGUGAUUUUUAUAUUUCAAUGUUGAGCUAAAUAUUAAAUAAUUAAUCAUUUGUUUUCAUUGAGACUAGGCAAUCGAGUUAAUUUCAGACCCAAGACGUUUGUCAAAGUGCUUUUAGCGUGGAGAUCCUGUCUAAUCGGUUCACUCGGAUUCAAAAGAGCUUUACAUUACUUUAAAUAGGCAAAUUACAACAUUAUUUUCUGGCCAUAGAAAUGUGCUACAACAAAAAUAUUUAGAUGAAGCAUCGAUAUGUUUAGUUCCACGAUAUUUUCAUGCAAUAG